Messenger RNA from Trichogramma pretiosum, 1328 nucleotides. Its product is annotated as spore coat protein SP96-like. Bases 742 to 984 code for a protein of 80 amino acids. The record is from RefSeq and is a predicted model, not a curated record. The transcript is spliced from 2 exons. NCBI's taxonomy places the organism in Eukaryota, Metazoa, Arthropoda, Insecta, Hymenoptera, Trichogrammatidae.
UUGAGAAAUUUAUUAUCGUACAAUAAUAAUUUUAAAUUUUAAAAUUUAUAGCUAUGUUAAAUACAUUUCUUGAAUGUUUUGUAAACAAAGCCUGAUAUAAACAUAUAAUGUAUCUGAUCAAAAAUUGAUAAAAAAAAAGAGCAAAAAAUCAUCACAGUUAAUUCAAUAGUCUGUUGUUAUAAAUUCAAGUAUUAUGUUUAUGCCUUUUUUCUAAUAAAUAAACUACCAAAUCUUUUCAUAAGAGUUGAAUUAAUUUUAAGAUGAACGACAAGGUGGAGUUUCGUAUUUAAUAUCCACUCUGAAAAUAAAGCUCUAGAUUAUUAAUAUUCACUGCGGGAUAAACCCAGAAAUAUGAAGCUUGAUAAAUUAGCAGGUAGUAGAGGAAGAUAGAUAAAGAGAAGCUCGACAUAAUUAUAGCAGUUAUUUUGCUACAUAAGGAAUAGACUGCAUACAUAAUAUAUCGUCGCCCCAGCGCAAAAACCGCACUAAUAAAGUCGAGAGGCAAAAACAUGCCUUAAUCGCGGGCGACAGCAUAGCGAGUGCUUAGUGGCGCUCAGCGGCAAGAACGUGUCUUAUUUGAGCGCAGCGGCAAGAAGGUGUCUAAUCGGCGCCGAAUCUUUUGCGCUUCGAUUUUAAGUUGGCAGCACUGUUAGACAUCACCAGCUCAACUCGGCAGAGUCACGCGCUUUUGCCUUCGUCUGCAGUUCACUGUUUGUAUAUCACUGUUUGUAUUGAAAAUGUAUGGUCGUUGCGUUGUGCUGUGUCGCUGCAUCAAGUCAAACAGAGUAUGCGAAGAAGCAGGUAGCAGGCAAAAAUAAUUUGAAUGCUGUGUCAAAGACAGCAACGACCAUAACAGUUGCAGCAUCAAUAACAACAGCAACAACAUCAAGCUCAACAAAGACAGCAACGACAAUAACAGAGGCAGCAUCAACAACAACAGCAACAACAAGCUCAGCUGUCAAAAGGGUUGGUUUGAGAGUUUAAGGCAUAAAGAGUCGAUCAAGACUGAGAUAGACACAAAUGCUGUCAGUACAAACGCAACACCUCAGAUCUGUUCACAGUUUGUGCAAAACAGUUCUGAGGUAUAGAGUUUGUACGUUGCCAAUACAAUUUUCAACUAUGACUCAGUUCCUUUAGAUUAUUUUUUUUUUGCAAAUAAAACUUAUGUUUACAAAAUAUUCAUAUUAUUCAAUUAUAUAUCAAACAAUUAUAUUUAUAAGUUUGGAUCUGCUUUUUCAAUAAUGUUUACAAUAAUUGUUGUUCAAAAACAGUUCUGCGGUGUCGAGUUUGUAUAGUGCCAAUAUAAUUUUUAACUAUGACUCAAUUCC